AUGGUGAAGAAGGAAACGAAGGAGAAGACAGCAACAAAGGAAGCUCAUCCCAAGAAAGCAAAAAUCGGCUCGAAUUGGGAAAGUAUGAAGAAAUUGAUUUUGCGAAACCCUGCUGAGGCAAAACGAAGACGUUUGCGUGAAGAAAACCCCGAAAAGUCUGUUUCUCCCAAAACACUGGUAAAUCUGGAGGCAUUACUUAAUCCUGAUGGUUCAGGCACUGCAUCAGAUACUCCAGUGGUCGCUAUUGAUUGCGAAAUGGUGGGAGUAGGGCCCAACAAUGAAUCUGCUCUGGCUCGCAUUUCGAUUGUUAAUUAUUAUGGGGCUAUUUUAUAUGAUUCGUUUGUGAAGCCUCCAUCCGCUGUGACUGAUUACCGUACUCAGUGGUCUGGUAUUCGCCCUGAGGAUUUGGAGGGAGAUAGAGUAGUUACUCUGAGAGAGGCACAAGAUGUGGCCGAUCGUUUGAUGAAGAACCGAAUUGUAGUUGGACACUCGAUCAGUAACGAUUUCGAAGCGUUGAUGAUGCACCACCCGCGAAGACUGAUUCGAGACACUGCCUACUACCGUCCUUUUAUGCGUAAAUGGAAAAACAAGUGGCUGCCUCACAAGCUGCAGUACCUGUUAAAGAGGGAGUUUGGUACGGCUAUUCAGGAAGGAGAGCACGAUUCUAUCGAUGAUGCUCGUGCUACUCUUCUUUUGUACAAAAAAUAUCGAGUGGAAUGGGAAAACGAAAUAAAGAAAAAAGAAAAAACCAAACAUCGAAAACAUGGCAAAUAA
Messenger RNA from Blastocystis hominis, 774 nucleotides. RefSeq lists its product as hypothetical. NCBI's taxonomy places the organism in Eukaryota, Bigyra, Opalinata, Blastocystidae. Gene Ontology annotation, cellular component: nucleus. Bases 1 to 774 code for a protein of 257 amino acids. Gene Ontology annotation, biological process: rRNA processing. The record is from RefSeq and is a predicted model, not a curated record. Gene Ontology annotation, molecular function: nucleic acid binding; 3'-5' exonuclease activity. The transcript has 5 exons.